This is a messenger RNA of Stegastes partitus (bicolor damselfish), 3673 nucleotides long. It is a transcript of the gene rassf8b, whose product is annotated as Ras association domain family member 8b. Bases 325 to 1638 code for a protein of 437 amino acids. Gene Ontology annotation, biological process: signal transduction. The transcript is spliced from 9 exons. NCBI's taxonomy places the organism in Eukaryota, Metazoa, Chordata, Actinopteri, Pomacentridae. The record is from RefSeq and is a predicted model, not a curated record.
GCGGCUCGCAGGCAGGAAGGCAGAUGUUGGCGGCGCCCUGCUCGGAUGUCCGAUGAGCGGACGCACUCGUGUUUACAUCAGACACGGAUCCCGGGAGGCGGAGAUGUGCGCACACCGUCAAGUCUGAGGAUCGGCACGGAAAUAAACACGGAUCUCCCGCGAGUGGCCCGCAUCACACGGCGUGGAAAGUGGCGGAUUUCUUUUUUUCUUUCCCCUCAGACACCAACAGGAGAGUUGCACAUGCAGUGAUCUGCGCUACACAGAGGAUGAAAUAUAAACCUUUACCAGCACCCCCUUGUGGUGUGGAGGACUGAGUGCCUCUGGAUGAAGGCCAUGGAGCUGAAAGUGUGGGUGGACGGAGUGCAGCGCAUCGUGUGCGGGGUCACAGAGUUCACCACAUGCCAGGAAGUGGUCAUCGCUCUGGCACAAGCCAUUGGACGGACUGGCAGAUACACUUUGAUCGAGAAAUGGCGGGAGACGGAGCGUCACCUGGCUCCACAUGAAAACCCUGUGGUGUCCCUCAACAAGUGGGGUCAGUAUGCCAGCAACGUGCAGCUCAUCCUCCAGCGAACCGGCCCGUCCAUCAGCGAGCGGCCGACCUCUGACGGUCUGGCUCGCGUCCCUGAACGGGGCCUCUACCGCCAGAGCCUCCCACCUCUGGCCAAGCUCCGCCCAUCGGGGACGGACCGCUCGCUCAAACGAAGGGAACCCAAACGCAAAUCUCUGACCUUCACUGGAGGAGCCAAGAGUCUGCGAGAAAUAUUUGGAAAAAGCAGAGAUGCUGAAGCCAAACAGCCUCAGCAUCGUGGUGUGAGUCUGAACCUGAGCAGAGUUGGAGGAGGUGGAACAGCAUCUGUACCUGGGAGUCCAGCCAGAGAGCUGAGCCGACUGGUCCAGCUGCAGAGAGACAAACUUCAGGCCCUGGAGAGCCAUCUGCUGGGCUGCGAGGCCGAGCUGCGAGACUGGGAGGAGGCCGCCGGCGAGGCCAGUGAAGAUGGAAACUUGGAGGAAGAGCUGCUGCUUUUGGAGCAGCAGGUGAGGAGGAACGAUGCUGAGAUGGAGGAGGAGGAAUUCUGGCAGAACGAGCUGCAGAUUGAGCAGGAGAGCGAGCACCAACUGCGGCAGCAGCUAGCCGAGCUGCAGGGCCGCGUACGCGACUGCGAGGCCAAGCUUUCAGAGUAUUUAGCACGAAUACAGAACAUGGAGUCAGGCCUGGAGCAGGAGCGACUGCAGCAGGAGGCCGAGCUCCACCAGAGGGUCAAUGAGGAGGAGGUGCACGCCCAGCUGGAGAAAGUGAGGGCAGAGUUGGAAAUGCAGGGCCAACAAACAGCGCGACUGGAGAGCAGCUGCAGGGCGUUGGAACGCUCACUUGGCCAGUCAGGCAAGAGAUUACAGGAGAAGGAGCAGGAGCUGGAGCAGCUGACAAAAGAGCUCCGACAGGUCAACCUGCAGCAGUUCAUUCAGCAGACCGGUACCAAGGUCACUGUGCUUCCUGCUCAACCUACAGCCGAAAUCAGCAACGAGGUGGAGGGCGGCUCUCUGAAACGCCUCGGCUCCUCUCGUCUCUUACCCAGCGACCUUCGUGCCCUUCAGAGCACCGUCUCCUCCAGCCUCAACCCUGAAGGAAUCUACGUUUGACCCCAAGCUGAGACUUUUUUUGGGGGGCAGUCUGAUGCUACCGGGGCUGAUUCUGUUCCCAAGAAAUGACUCUACGAACUUCUUUCUAGCAAAGUGCGUCACCUCAGUCGGGAGGAUGUUGGUGAAAAAGGUUUGACAAGAAACUUUUGAUUGGUUGCAUCUCCCCUGCACUGCCUCCUCAUCCUUAUUACUGGGACUCAAAUUGAUGUCAAUAUCUAUUUGCAUACUAACAUUUAAUGUGCUGUCUCAUAAGUCAUAAGAGGAUUCAGCUCCAUUUUCUCUAAGAAGACAACAAGCCAGCAGAUUCUGUUUUUUGGAGGCUCGAGUCAACCAGUGCAGACAAAUGUAAUUUGUUUGCUGUAAAUCAACGAGUGACUUUGACACAUGUACACAUAUACAUACAAAAAAAAAACCUACUAAUUGCAUGAGCAUGCACAAACAGUGACACCACACCUGUGCUAUAACCAUAGCCAUAUCUGAUUGCCUUACUCUGGUCUUUUAAAACCAGACGUCAGUAAAUGUAAAACAGAACUCAAGGUAGCUACUGAACACUAUGCGCCAUAUAAAUUUAAUAAACUGCUCGGCACCAAUUCAGGUGACUCCUAGUCGAUGUCAGUAUAUCUCACUGGGUCAGUCCUUUUUUUUUCUCUUUUUUUUUUAUACGUGAACUUUUGUAUUGAUUUGAAUAGAAAACAAAGUCAUUUUUCUUAUGUUUAGACAGCGAUGGGAAGAAGAAAAAAAAAACCCUGAACCAUCAGAAUAUAAAUGAUAUAAGAGACAGAGCUGAAAGCAGGCUUAAUGGGCCCAUCAGCUGUUUGACAUUUUGCAAAAUAGUUUGGCUCCAGUUUGGCCCAUUUGAAGUUUGCAUUGUGCAGGAGGCAUCAAUCUCCUUUUGUUUUUCUUCCUCCAAAAUCUCUUGAAUGAACAAGAUGACAGAGGCCUUUGAGUCUGCGGUGUACAUCCAACCUGUGAUUCCUGUGCGACCACUAGGUGGCGACAAAACAUACAAUAUUCAUACCGGUGAAAGUUAACUGUGUGAAAGUUCCUCCAACUGAUGUGUUCAGUCCGCGAUCGUUUUCACGGCUCAUACAUGACUGUGCAUAUUGUUUUGUAACAAAGCCUCAGCACUUUAGCUUUCAGCGUAUUAAGGUGCCAUUUAAAAGACUGGCCAAGUGUUUGACGUGUUUCACUGUGUUCGUGGAGCAGGGACACACAUGCAUCUCGACAACAGGCUCUCUUCCGUGUAAUUUCUAACAUUUUAACGAACUAAAGAUGUCUCAUAUGAACCAAAGGUUGUGUAGCAAAACAAAUGGUUAGAUGAAUGUACUUUUUUAUACGUGUGCAACUCAUGAACAUGUACCAGCUUGAGUAGUUUCAUACGGUGUGUUUUUCAUGGUUUGUUGUCAUUAGGUGCUAAGUAGGUUAGUUUUGUCACACAGGAGGAUGAAGUUACUGAUAAAAUUUCUCAGAAAAGGAAAUUCAAUCAAAUCCGAGAAACCCAAGCUGCAUUAAAAUACCCUAUGUGUAUAUAUAUGGGCUCAGAAAAUGUGUAAAAAUGGAUGAAUGUGUAAAAAAGAUUUGCAGUUGGAACAAAAACGAAACAAAAUGGGGACAUAUAUCAAUGUUCACAUGCAUUCAAGUUUCAAAUAUGUAUUUUUUCAGCCCAAAUAGGCAAUUUAAAUGUAUGUGUGGGAAUGUGUUACUCCAACAUCACACAGUUUUCUGCUUUGAAUCAGUAUUCACUCGAAGCGGUUCUCUUGUUUCAGGUCUGAUUUAAUUUGUGCAACUACAAAUCUUCUCUACUCUUUCACAAACUUGAAUUUUUUCCCCCUCUUUCCUCUGCGAGAGAUGCAACCACAGACUUUGCAAUUAUUUCAUCUCCCAAGCUGCAAAUCUUAUCGACCAUUAUUUGAGCCCACAUGAAGAAGCCGGUGUUUGUGCUGUGAAUGUAUAAUAACAAAGUGAAUUCCUCCCUCCAGUACGAACAGUCUCUGCUCAGUUGUUUGUUUUACGGCGCAAGAAAAAAAAAAAAAAA